Molecule: messenger RNA, 2061 nt
Organism: Phalaenopsis equestris
Lineage: Eukaryota; Viridiplantae; Streptophyta; Magnoliopsida; Asparagales; Orchidaceae
Product: metal tolerance protein 4-like
Biological process (GO): transmembrane transport; monoatomic cation transport
Cellular component (GO): membrane
Molecular function (GO): manganese ion transmembrane transporter activity
Source: RefSeq, a predicted model, not a curated record
CCGGAAUGGUUCGGUUCAGGAACUCGGUGACAUCUCUGCGAAGGGGCUUCCUCAUGAGACUCCCUGAGAAGGUGAGGGUAGGUGUCGACCCUGAGAAGCCUUCGGACUUCGUCACAUCUAACGUCGAAGGAUUGAAGAAAGGAGAGAAAGAAUACUAUCAGAGGCAGUUCGAGACUCUGAGAUCCUUUGAGGAAGUGGAUGCUUUGAACGAGCCUGAUUCCGUCACUGAAGAAGAGCAGAAGGCGGAGAUAGCAGAGAGUGAAUUUGCUAUGAAAAUUUCAAAUUAUGCUAAUAUUCUUCUAUUAGCACUGAAGAUUUAUGCUACAAUAAGGAGUGGAUCAAUAGCCAUCGCUGCUUCCACUCUUGAUUCUUUGUUGGACCUUAUGGCUGGCGGUAUUUUGUGGUUUACUCAUUUGUAUAUGAAAAAGGUGAACAUUUACCGGUUUCCAAUUGGCAAAUUGAGAGUACAACCUGUGGGCAUCAUUGUUUUUGCUGCUAUAAUGGCUACUCUAGGUUUCCAAAUUCUUGUUCAGGCUCUUGAACAGUUGAUAGCAAAUAAACCCUCUGAAAAGAUGUCCCCUGUGCAAUUGAUUUGGUUGUAUUCAAUCAUGUUGUCUGCCACUGUGGUGAAACUUGCUCUGUGGCUUUAUUGUAGGCAAUCCAGAAACAAUAUUGUUCGGGCCUAUGCAAAGGAUCACUAUUUUGAUGUGGUUACUAAUGUUGUGGGUUUGGCUGCUGCCAUUCUUGGUGAUAAAUUUUAUUGGUGGAUUGACCCUGCUGGAGCCAUUGUACUUGCUCUUUAUACAAUUAUAAAUUGGUCAGGAACUGUCUGGGAAAAUGCAGUCUCCCUGGUCGGUCAAUCAGCCCCUCCUGAGAUGUUGCAAAAGCUCACCUAUCUCGUAAUAAGACAUGAUCCUCAAAUUAAACGCGUUGAUACUGUUCGAGCUUAUACAUUCGGAGUUCUUUACUUCGUGGAGGUUGACAUUGAGCUACCAGAAGACUUGCCUCUCAAAGAAGCUCAUUCUAUUGGAGAAUCACUGCAGGUCAAGAUUGAGCAACUUCCAGAGGUUGAGCGCGCCUUUGUUCACCUUGAUUUCGAAUGUGACCAUAAGCCUGAGCAUUCUGUUUUAAUCAUGCUGCCCAGCAGCUAAAGCUUCACCCUUCUGCUCAAUGGGCAUCAAACUGCAUAAACAAUUGUGUAGUGGCUGGGCUAUAAUAAGUUGCUUAGGAUCAUUUGCACACAUGUUCCCACAAUUUCAUCUUACAUCAGGAGAGAGAGACAAGCGAUUUUGUAUAUUAUUUGAUUUGCAUGUAAUUAUUCAUGUAAUAUGGGGAUUAUUUUAAAACUGAAAAAUAGCUGCUAUAAAAUAAUAGUUAGGUCAUCGUCAAAAUAUGCGGCAUUUUCAUGCAUACCACCCAAUUCUCAUGCAUUGCAUAUCUACCACUUAAAUUUUGCUUUCUAUAUUUAUGCCACUCGAUUCUUUAACACAAAAAUUUGAAACCACUCAUUUAAACUGACUUAUCUUUGUAGUAUUCAAAUUAUUGGUUAUAUUAUCCAAUGCUUAGGGUUUUAAACAACAAUGAUAUAAGUUGUUUUUUCAAUGUGGGUAUUGAACCCAUAUUUGUUGUCAUGUAGAUUAUGCCCAUGGAAUAAAGUGCAUUAGACCGAGGGAGAGGAAAAGAGAGAAAAUAAGGGGGAGAGAACAAGAAGACUUGCCCAUAGAGGCAAAGAGCAAUGUCCUCGUAUUUUGGCCCUUUUUAUUUCUUGAAGGUAGUGAUUAUGUUGAGAAUGAGAGAGUCUUCCUAGAUGAGAGAGGUUAAGAGAAGAUGGUCCAAAUGUUCUAUAAUGCAUGAAAGAGUUCUAUUUAUAGAAAAUAGGAGGGCAAAAUAUAAAUUAAAUAAUUACCCUUGCUUUAAAAAGAGUCGUAUGGGUUGCUCUAGUUUUUUGGUCGGUGGCCAGUUGGUAUGGCCAUUUGAAUGAAGGUGCUGACUGGAGGCGGUCGACCUCCUGGAAAUUGGGGUGGCUGACCGAUUGGAUAGGGGAAGUGAGUGGCCAAAGGU